UCAUACAUUCGUUGCCGCCCACUAAUUGUUUUUGUUAUUCUUUAUCAGCGUCAUACGUGGUGUUUGCAUUUUAGAUAUUACAUGGUAAAAUCAACUGCACAGCCAAGAUGAGCAAGGAAACCCUCAACCGCGAUGAAAUCCUACUCCUUUUCGACGUGGAUGGUACACUAACAAUGCCCCGUUCGGUGGUGCAGCCGGAAUUCGAAGAGUUCUUCUACACAAAGGUGAAACCCCGGGCGACGAUUGGCAUUGUUGGUGGCUCUGAUCUUGAGAAAAUGUUCGAGCAGCUGAGCGGACAGAAGAUUCUGACGAAAUUCGAUUUUAUAUUCCCCGAGAACGGGCUGGUGCAGAUCGAACGUGGCACCGAAGUGGGAAAGCAAAACAUAAUCAAGCAUCUGGGGGAACCGGUGCUGAAGCGAUUCAUAAACUUUGUUCUCCGAUACCUGUCCGAGCUGGAUGUGCCCAUUAAACGCGGUACGUUCAUUGAGUUUCGCAACGGCAUGAUGAACGUCUGCCCAAUCGGUCGUCAGUGCACGCGCGAGGAGAGGAACAUGUUUGCCCAGCAUGACAUCGAGCACAAGAUCCGGGAAAAGAUGAUAGCGACGCUUAAAGAGGAGUUUGCCGAUGUGGACCUAACGUACAGCAUAGGCGGACAAAUCAGUUUUGAUGUCUUUCCCCAUGGCUGGGACAAAACCUAUUGUCUGCGGCACAUUGAAGCCCAUUAUAAGUACAAGGAAAUCCAUUUCUUCGGCGACAAGACGGAGCCGGGUGGCAACGACUAUGAAAUCUAUACAGAUCCUCGCAUUAUUGGCCACAAGGUGAACACUCCAGACGACACGAAGCGUAUACUUACAGAGAUUCUUAAGCUUUGAACCAUCUGAAGAUUGUUUAUGAGAGUUAACCAAAAACUGAUCAAUAUUCCAUUGUAAAUAUGUAAGCAAAAGUGAAAAUAUAAUGUUUUGUAAACGUUA
Drosophila guanche is the source of this 971-nucleotide messenger RNA. It is a transcript of the gene Pmm2, whose product is annotated as probable phosphomannomutase. The record is from RefSeq and is a predicted model, not a curated record. Bases 108 to 872 code for a protein of 254 amino acids. NCBI's taxonomy places the organism in Eukaryota, Metazoa, Arthropoda, Insecta, Diptera, Drosophilidae. Gene Ontology annotation, molecular function: phosphomannomutase activity. The transcript has a single exon. Gene Ontology annotation, biological process: mannose metabolic process; protein N-linked glycosylation; GDP-mannose biosynthetic process. Gene Ontology annotation, cellular component: cytosol.